Lolium rigidum is the source of this 889-nucleotide messenger RNA. RefSeq names its product polyadenylate-binding protein 3-like. The transcript is spliced from 6 exons. Gene Ontology annotation, molecular function: RNA binding. The coding region runs from base 35 to 673 and encodes 212 amino acids. The record is from RefSeq and is a predicted model, not a curated record. NCBI's taxonomy places the organism in Eukaryota, Viridiplantae, Streptophyta, Magnoliopsida, Poales, Poaceae.
AUCGAAGAGACAAGCAGAGCUCGCCCCGAUCCCCAUGGACGAGGAGGAGCACGAGGUGUACGGGCAGGAGAUCCCGGUGGACGCGGACAUGGAGGGCGGCGACGUCGACAUGACCGCCGGCGGAGACGACGCAGCGAAGGAGCUCGACGAGAUGAAGCGUAGGCUCAAGGAGAUGGAGGAGGAGGCCGCCGCGCUGCGCGAGAUGCAGGCCAAGGUCGCCAAGGAGAUGCAAGGAGGAGAUGCCAAUGCAGCUGCAGCUGAGGCAAAGGAGCAAGUGGACGCUCGCUCUGUAUAUGUUGGAAAUGUUGAUUAUGCUUGUACGCCUGAGGAAGUGCAGCAGCAUUUUCAAGCUUGUGGAACUGUCAACAGAGUGACGAUCUUGACUGACAAGUUUGGACAACCAAAAGGCUUUGCUUAUGUGGAAUUUCUUGAACAAGAAGCAGUUCAGGAGGCUCUUAAUUUGAAUGAAUCUGAACUGCAUGGUCGUCAGAUCAAGGUCUCACCAAAGAGGACCAAUGUCCCUGGGAUGAAGCAGCGUCCGCCACGCGGAGCAUUUAAUCCUUACCAUGGUUACCCUUAUAGAUCAUAUGGGUCACCCUAUUUCCCACCGUAUGGUGGUUAUGGGAGAGUUCCCAGAUUCCGUCGGCCAACCCGCUACAGGCCUUACUACUGAAGUAGGACGUGUCAUGAAGUGCUAUGCCAGCCAUAGUCGAUGUGCGGAAUAAUUAGUCUACAUGCUGCUCCGAUAUUUGACUAGUAGACAUAAUCUGCUGGGAGAAUGCUAUCCUGUUCCUCUAAGCUCUAUUUGUACCGUUGGCUUGCAUUAUCCAAAACCCAAAACAUCAGAAUGAUGUAUAUGUGACGACAACUUAAGUACUAGUAGCCCCAC